Molecule: messenger RNA, 3166 nt
Organism: Salvelinus namaycush (lake trout)
Lineage: Eukaryota; Metazoa; Chordata; Actinopteri; Salmoniformes; Salmonidae
Product: RILP-like protein 1
Exons: 8
Coding region: 305-1501 (398 amino acids)
Biological process (GO): cilium assembly
Cellular component (GO): cytoplasm; ciliary basal body
Molecular function (GO): protein dimerization activity
Source: RefSeq, a predicted model, not a curated record
CGACAGCAAAGACAAGACCACAAUGGGACAUCGCCGGGUGAUUUCAUCAAAUUUAUCAAAAAUCCCUUACAAGACGUCCGACAGGAGUAGAAAAACGCAAUCGAUACGCAUUUAAGGACUUAUUGAAGUGGAUCAGAUACACACAGAACGAACCGAACGACGAAAAGUCAAUAGUUUUUCCUAAGGGAGGAAGUUUAUUGUGGCGAAGGAAAUAUAAUAGACCGGGUAGGCAGGGUGGGUCUGCGGAAAGCAGCCAGAGCGCGGUACAGUCAGAAUACAAACUCACCCACCCAGCAAGCAAGCCAUGGAGGAGUUCGGGUCAGCGUUGGAAAAGAAUGUGACCGAUUUAACGGUUAUGGACGUGUAUGACAUAGCCGCGGUAGUGGGCCAAGAGUUUGAGAGGAUCAUUGAUCAGUACGGCUGCGAGGCUCUGUCCAGGCUCAUGCCCAAAGUAGUGCGGGUGCUGGAAAUCGUGGAGGUGAUGGUCAGUAGGAACAGCAUCAGCCCGGAGACAGAUGAGCUGAGGCUGGAGCUGGAUAAACUACGGCUGGAGAGGAUGGACCGGCUGGAGAAAGAGAAGAAACACAAGAAGGAGUUGGAGCUGGUAGAGGAUGUAUGGCGAGGGGAGGCCCAGGACCUGUUGUCUCAGAUCGCUCAGCUUCAGGAAGAGAACAAGACUCUUCUCACUAACAUGUCCAUCAAAGAUCCCAUGAGUGAAGAGGACCUACAGAGGCACGAAGGUAUGUCGGAGCGGGAGCGUCAGGUGAUGAAGAAGCUGAAGGAGGUAGUGGACAAGCAGAGAGACGAGAUCCGAGCCAAAGACCGCGAGCUCACGCUCAAGAAUGAGGACAUUGAGGCACUCCAGCAGCAGCAGUCUCGUCUGAUGAAGAUCAACCAUGACCUGCGCCAUAAGAUCUCUGUGGUGGAAGCUCAGGGGAAAGCCCUCAUCGAGCAGAAGGUGGAACUGGAGGCGGGAGCUCAGGCACGGGUACAGGAAAUGGGAGCACUCCGGCAGGAAGUUACACGUUUAAGGGAGCGACUGCAAGGAGACAUGCCCCCUCAGGUUCCAGAGGUGCCUCCUCCCCAGCUCCCAUCCCCUGCACAGGAGGUACUUUGUGAUGAGGAGGUGGACGGCCUGGGCCAGAAGGAUCCCAACAGGCCCCGGUUCACACUGCAGGAGCUAAGAGACGUUCUGCAUGAGAGGAACGAGCUCAAGUCCAAAGUGUUCAUGCUGCAGGAGGAGGUCGCCUACUACAAAAGUGAAGAGGUGGAGGACGAGACCGGCCCUCCCACUCCUUCCCCAUCCCCCGAACAACUGAGGGCACGGCCCCGACACAACGCACAGCCUGAGUCAGGAAUCAAACGCCUGUUUAGCUUCUUCUCUCGUGACAAGAGGCGGAACUCCCAGCGGAAUGCACAGUUUGAUGACAGCUUCAGCUCGUGGGCGGGAAAUGAUGAGGUGUACACGGAACAGGCCCAGGAGGCUUUGCAGCACAUGUAGUGAUUGGACAGCGUUUGAUGAUGUCACUCAGAACUCUUUCCCUGUAACGUUGCAAUGCAAUUAAAGGCCUCGUAAAGGUUAGCUUAUUGCACAGUACACACACCUACAGCUCAGCACAGCCAUCCACCUACUGAGAUACAUACUGACACUGAAAUACCAUCAGCUCUAAGUAACAGAGUCAUUCACCCAGCAUCUAGAGUAGUGAAACCUAACCACCCUGGCUUUGGCAGUAAACUCCUUGCCUUGGGACUGUGCUUAGUGUGCCUGCUGCAGCAUAAUGGGAUUGUAUGACAUUUUUGCUUCUAAGUGACAGGAAUCACAGAGGGUUGAGGGUGAAGAGGAGCCUUUCUUUAUCCCAAAGUGAAACCCACCAGAAUUGAUGGAUGCUCAGAGCGGUUCCCUUUGUGUUAGAACAGGCAGGGAUACACUAGGCGUGAGAGAGACACAGAGUCAGGCUUGGAAGGUUUGUGGAACGAGGUGACAGGAGAGCGAGAUAGAGGAACCACACGAGACACUCCAGAUAGAGAAUUAUGGGACACAGAAGAAGAAAGAGGAGGGUUAAAUCCAGUAAAGAAACCUUGAAGACAAGUGGGCAUGUUUUUUUAAAUGAUUCAAAUAAUGGUGGCAGUUCUGACCCAGAUGUAGUAGGCUCUGAACCAUCUGUAUACUCCCCUGGCCCUGAGCUAGACCAGUCAUGUCCUCAGAGGCAGCUAGAGGGCACUAUGGCUAGGCCCACCUCACCAGCACUGGCUAAAAAGUGUGUGAACAAAUGUGUUUUUUUUACAGAUUGACCUUGCACAUAAAUUAAUACGUUACUGGGUGUUGAGAUGGGAUUGCCCAAUUUAAAGAAAAUGUUAUGGAUUUAUAUUUUGCCAGUGGUGAAUGAAGCACAGAAGGUUGUAGUUUUACAAUGUCUUAUGGAAAGACAGUAUUUUUGUUUUGGAAUUAUUUAACUAGAUGCUGCUUGCUGCUGCUUUUUUGUUUUCAGGCUUUUUAUGGUGCCUUCAGGACUAGCCAAGUGGUGUACAUGUACAUUUUGAAUGGGCUCCAUGUUGGAACCAAAUGUGACAACACAAACUAAAAACACUCCAUUGAGAAUGCAAAUUUGAAUGUUGUUGUGGAAUAUUUGGUUUAAACAUGGAUGACAGUUUGCCAAACUCUGCUGUGGCUGCAAGAUGGUUUGUGAGAAGUAAAAUGGUUAGUGUGGAUGAGGGAGGUUCUUGAUAAUGAGUAGUCCUGACUUCAGCAGUCAGACAGACAUAACACCUCAGCCUCACUAUGCUAAGAGAUCAUUGAUACUAUUACUAUGACUGGACAACUUUUCAAUUAUUUAUUUUAUGAUGCAAGACACUUAAUCAAGGUGCAAAACUAGGGCAACGCUUAUUGUGACAAAAGGGAUUGAUAGUCGAGAAAAGUUAUAUCUUGUCUGGUGGCAACAUCUACACCAAAAUGUACACAAAGGGGAAAUAAAUAAUACAGAAUCUAUCCAAACAAGGGAAGAUGUCAAUAUAUGCAAGACAUCCCUCUUUUGCAACAAACUUUAUGGACCUGCUUCACACCAGGUAGAUUUCUAUUGGAAGGAUUUUAAAUAUGAUAAAUGUCUCAGUUUUCAUACAGCUUGUUGCCUUUUAUUCAGAUAUGCAUACUCAAUAAAUAUGGUGAUCC